Photinus pyralis (common eastern firefly) is the source of this 472-nucleotide messenger RNA. RefSeq names its product free fatty acid receptor 4-like. Lineage: Eukaryota; Metazoa; Arthropoda; Insecta; Coleoptera; Lampyridae. The coding region runs from base 89 to 472 and encodes 127 amino acids. Gene Ontology annotation, biological process: G protein-coupled receptor signaling pathway. Gene Ontology annotation, molecular function: G protein-coupled receptor activity. Gene Ontology annotation, cellular component: membrane. The record is from RefSeq and is a predicted model, not a curated record. The transcript is spliced from 3 exons.
UACAAACGCAGUAAUUGCUGUAGGUUUUUGGUGUACGAACAAAAAUAAUCCAGCCAAGCAAGAUAAUCUAGAAACGGUUGAACACAAUAUGGUCAAUUCUUGGAAUUCGUCCUACGUAUUUGGAAAUGACACCGAAAGCGGCUGGGGCGAAAGAUAUUUUUUCACCUUCUAUAGUUCAUUUGGAGAACGGAUGAUUGCCGCUGUUGUUACUGAAGUGACUGCACUUUCGAUAAUAUUUAUUGUGUCAGUUUUCGCAAAUGUGUCUAUUGCCAUUUGUGUUUUCAGGUUUCCGGACAUGAGAACCGUGACCAAUUGUUUCGUUUUAAACCUGGCAGCUGCAGAUUUAUUGUUCGCUCUGUCGAUUCCUGCUGUAGCGUAUACAAGAAUUGUACCGUCUUGGAUUCUGGGUGAUAUUGCCUGCAGAUUUACACCCUACAUUCAGGUAAUAAAAAUCAAGAUAGAGUUACAUUAA